GCCCGCGGCGUGCGCGGCGGGGGCGGGAGCGCGGGUUCGGCGCGUGCGCAGCGAGAGCCCUCCCGGCACCCUCCAGCGCAAGAUGGCGCCGGGCGGGUCUGUGCCGCUGGCCGUCUGAAGGAACGCCGCGUGUCUGUGUCUGUGUCCGCCGCCGUGUUGCAGCUCCGCGGGAAAGUAGAGGCUGAGCCGCGGCGAGUGCGAUGGCCGCUGUGGUGGCCAAGCGGGAAGGGCCGCCGUUCAUCAGCGAGGCAGCUGUGCGGGGCAACGCCGCCGUCCUCGAUUACUGCCGCACCUCGGUGUCCGCGCUGUCGGGGGCCACGGCCGGCAUCCUCGGCCUCACCGGCCUUUACGGCUUCAUCUUCUACCUGCUCGCCUCCGUCCUGCUCUCCCUGCUCCUGAUCCUCAAGGCGGGAAGGCGGUGGAACAAGUACUUUAAGUCACGCAGACCUCUCUUCACCGGCGGCCUGGUCGGCGGCCUCUUCACCUACGUCCUGUUCUGGACGUUCCUCUACGGCAUGGUGCACGUCUACUGAACCAGACUGGGAGGACUGCGUCAGAGAUUAACACCGUGUAGACUUAGUUUUUAAAUUGUUGAAUUCGCUGCUUGUUCUGUAACCUGAUAAUUUAUAUCUGAAGACGAAGAGCCUGUACCAUUCUUCAGAUUAAAUGAAGCGUGAGACACUUCGUGGAGUCUUUUCCUACCUUAACUCAUAGCCCAUGUCUGCCGUGGGUGCAGAAUCGCCAGGGUUUGGCUCCUAGAGAGCUGGGUCUGGGUCUCAGCCUUCUGUAAUUUCCUUGCAUUUAUACAUAGGCCAUCCAGAGAGACUACUAGGGCCUAAGUAAAGAGGGACUUACUGUUAGCAGCGUUUCCCACAUGCCAAAACAUGGUGCCUUGUACCCUGUACACCCGUUGUCUCAUUUCAUUCUAGCAAUAUCCUUGUGGGGUAGAUAGAAUUAGUAUCCCUCGUUGAUGAUUCUGAGGCUCAGGUUACACGGACCUCUGCCACAGAGAGGCACAGCUAGAAAGAGGCAGCCAAGUUCCAGAUACAGGUCUUUUAAUUGCUCUUGCUGCACUGGCUGAGUGUACCGUUUUUCAGACCCCAGACGUCCCUCUCUGUACCCACUGCUUUCAGGCAUGAGUCGUGCCAUUUCAGUUCCAUUUCAUCUAGCAACAGCUAGCUGUCAUUUCCUUUUUAAACAACUUCAAGCUCUUUUCUAGAAUAUGUCUAAUGGAGAUUAAAUAGACGACAUUUAAGCUAAAGUUUGGGCUUGUUUAGAAUGUAAUGCUUUUGUCUGUGUGCUAACCCAUGAUCCCUUCUUGUCAAGGGGGUAUCUUAGAAUAAAGUGCAUACCUUUGAAAGAUAA
Molecule: messenger RNA, 1365 nt
Organism: Canis lupus familiaris (dog)
Lineage: Eukaryota; Metazoa; Chordata; Mammalia; Carnivora; Canidae
Gene: EMC6
Product: ER membrane protein complex subunit 6
Exons: 2
Coding region: 201-533 (110 amino acids)
Biological process (GO): protein folding in endoplasmic reticulum; autophagosome assembly
Cellular component (GO): membrane; EMC complex; endoplasmic reticulum
Source: RefSeq, a predicted model, not a curated record